This is a messenger RNA of Psylliodes chrysocephalus, 15023 nucleotides long. The record is from the annotation of a GenBank genome assembly. Lineage: Eukaryota; Metazoa; Arthropoda; Insecta; Coleoptera; Chrysomelidae.
CAAUUCGCAAACGACCGACGUCUUGGUAAAGAUUUCGGGGAUGAUGACUUGAACUUCUGCUAACUGAAGCCGUGGAAGGCAAACGAAUACUCAAUAAAGAGACUAGUAUAUACAUAUUUUUCCUUUAUAGACUCUAUUUUAACGUGUUGUGAUUUUUGUGUUUUUUGUGCUUCGAAUUUUUUCUUUUUCGAUUUUUGCGACCUGUGAAUUUUUUGUGGUGACAAGAUGAAUCGACAACAGCAACAAUCCCAGCAGAGUCAGCAGACUCAGCAAUCUCAGCAUACUCAAAGGGUGACUCGAACUGAGCAACAUGUCACCCGACAAGUUACCGGACACGUUCAAGGAGGUCAAAUGAGUCAACAACAGCUUCAACAAAUUCCUGGCUUCGGUCCUAACGCUCAACCGCCAGUGUUUGAAAAGGUAUUCAGUAAUGCCCGAUUCGCACAAGGAGGAACAGCGACAUUCGAAGGUCGAGUUACAGGAAAGCCACAACCAACGGUGGCCUGGACUAGAAAUGGAGCACCACUCCACAGUACUCAGAAGCAUAAAUUAACCUACAACGAAUCAACCGGUGACAUAGUCUUCCAGAUCAAUCAAAUCGGACCUGGCGACGAAGGUGAAUACGUAUGUAAUGCUAAGAACCAGUACGGAGCAGCCAUAUGUUCCGUAUACAUCUCACCCGAAGGAAUGCAAAUUCCCCAGAGACAAGCAUUCUCUAAAUUCGAUCAAACAACAUCUUACUCUAACGGUACCACUACAACUAUUACCACAGAAGACUUCAAAAUAGACACCUUCGAAUAUAGGAUAUUAAGAGAAGUAUCAUUCAGAGAAUCGAUUACCAGACGAUCUUCUCAUGAAAAAGAUUCUCAGAUUUCUACUACCGUUGAACGAUCCUUAGGACCGCCGGCUCCACCACAAUUUUCACAAAAACCUCGGAAUUCAAAAUUACUCGAGGGAUCCGAUGCUGUGUUCACCUCUAAAAUUUCAGCUAAUCCUAGACCCAGAAUUACAUGGUUUAGAAAUGGACAAAGAAUUGUAGAUACUCAAAAAUACGAAACUAGCUUCUCGAAUAAUCAAGCUUCUUUACGAGUUAAGCAAGCUGCAGCUGAUGACUCCGGUCAUUACACUUUACUUGCUGAGAACCCUCAAGGUUGUGUUGUAUCCUCAGCAUACCUAGCAAUAGAACCUGUAACUACUCAAGAGGGUCUGAUUCACGAAUCUACUUUCAAGCAGCAACAGACUGAAAUCGAUCAAACUGAGAGCAACAAAACCUUAGCCCCUAAUUUCGUAAGAGUUUGUAACGAUAGAGAUGUGACUGAAGGAAAAAUGACUCGAUUCGAUUGUAGAGUCACCGGCCGUCCUUAUCCAGAUGUUACCUGGUACAUCAACGGUAGACAAGUUGUAGACGAUCACAACCACAAAAUCCUAGUCAACGAAUCUGGUAAUCACGCCCUCAUGAUCACAACUGUUAGUCGAAACGACUCCGGUGUAGUCACCUGCGUCGCCAGGAACAAAACCGGAGAAACAUCCUUCCAAUGCAAUCUCAACGUCAUCGAACGAGAACAAGUGGUCGCUCCUAAAUUCGUAGAACGAUUCACAACAAUAAAUGUUGCCGAAGGAGAACCAGUUCGCUUACACGCGAGAGCCGUGGGUACGCCCACGCCACGAAUCACUUGGCAGAAGGACGGAGCACCGAUAAUGAGUAGCCCCGAUAUUCGUAUUGCGAUUGACGGUGGAGCUUCGACUUUGGACAUACCGAGAUCCAAAGUUUCGGACGCGGCCUGGUACCAAUGUACCGCUCAAAACGUAGCUGGCUCCACCGCUACUCGCGCUCGACUCUUCGUCCAAACACCGCAAUCGACUACUCCAGAACCAAGACGCCUACAUUUACCCAGGCCUACGAAAGUCAUCGAACCUGAACCCGAACCUGGCCCAGAAGUUAUUUAUCUCCGUCAUGUUGAACGAUCUCGUCCACAUGCCGCUCCAGGUGAAGAGGAUCGCGUUUAUCCUCCACCACAAUUUAUCAUUCCUCUUAGAGAUUCUGUUCAAUUUGAAGGAGGAAAAGUCCACUUCGAGGCUAGAAUAGAACCUGUUGGCGAUCCAUCCAUGCGUGUAGAAUGGUUUUUGAACGGAAAACCACUAGCAGCUAGUUCUAGAACCACGUCAAUAUUCCGCUUUGGUUUUAUAGCAUUAGAUAUAAUUAGCUUAAUCAUUCACGACAGCGGCGAAUAUACCUGUCGUGUAACAAGUGCAACGGGAUGCGUAGAAUCCCGUGCAUUGCUUAGCGUUAACCCUAGAGCUUCAAUUGAACAAACUAGUCAGCACCCUGAUAGCUUGCAAUAUAUUCAGAAUUUAGAAGAUUACUCUAAAUACCAAAGAACUGACAGUUUAGAAGAAAGAUCUAAUCAGAAACCCCAUUUCAUCCGUCCACUCCAGGAUCUUGGAGAGUUACAGGAGGGCAGAAAUGCUCACUUUGAAGCUCAACUGACCCCAGUUAGCGAUCCAACGAUGAAAGUGGAGUGGUACAAAGAUGGCAGACCGAUUACCGCCAGUUCGCGAAUUACCACCAUCUUCAACUUCGGCUACGUUUCUCUCAAUAUCAUGCACCUACGGGCCGAAGAUGCAGGAACGUAUACUGUGCGGGCAGUUAAUCAUUUAGGAGAAGCUAUCAGUUCGGCGAAUAUAAGAGUUUACUCUCGCUCUUCAGUUACCGGUGAUCUGGGAAUUCCCGAACAACAGAAACAUAUCGAGGAAGUUGAAAGACUUGAAGCUUAUCAACAACAAGCACACCAAAAGUAUGUUCAAGAACAACCAGAAAGCACACAACCUCCUGUUUUCAAAACACCAAUCAAAGAUCAAAAUGAAAUUCGCGAAGGAGGAUUUGCACACUUUGAAGCUCGUUUAGAACCUGUUGGUGAUUCAACUCUUAAAGUUGAAUGGUUUAAAGAUGGCCGUCCUUUAGAAGCUAGUUCGAGAAGUACUAGUUUCUUCAACUUCGGUUAUGUGGCUUUAACAAUAAAGGAUGUAACAAUUCACGAUGUUGGUCAUUACAGUUGUCGUGCUUACAAUGCUGUAGGGCAAGCCACUACUACAGCUCAAUUAAGUGUAGUUAGUAGAAAAGAUAUAAGCUUCGAUUCUCAACACCCAGGUGGUCUAGAAAAAAUUCAGCACCUGGAAGAUAGUUCUCGAUAUAACCGAACUUCCAAAGAGGAAGAAAAAGUUACACAAAAACCAAGGUUUUUGGGACCAUUAAAAGGGACAAAUAAAAUUGUUGAAGGACAACGUGGACACUUUGAAGCAAGAGUAGAACCUCAAAGUGAUACCACACUCAAAAUAGAAUGGUACUUUAAUGGAAAACCAAUUCAACCGGCAAACAGAAUUCAGACAUACUACGACUUUGGAUACGUCGCUCUAGAUAUUUUAAGCAUACGUGAAGAUGAUUCUGGUACCUAUACAGUUGUUGCUAGAAAUGUUUUAGGAGAAGCUCAAGUUUCAGCAAGCAUGGUUGUAGAAACCCGUGCAAGCAUCGACACCAGCAGCAUGCACCGUGGAGCUUACGAUAAAACAAAACACAUUGAAGAUUCAAAGUUUGUCGAGCCCCAAUAUCACAUCGAAGAACUUUGUAAAUCAAAACCGAUAUUUGUGGUACCUCUAUCUGAUCCUCAACCAGUAUCAGAAGGCAAAAAUGUUCAUCUUGAAUGUCGAUUGGAACCCAUGGGCGAUCCAACCAUGAGAGUAGAAUGGUUCUGCAAUGGAAAACCAGUAACAGUAGGAUCACGUUUCAGAACAUAUAAUGAUUUUGGGUUUGUUGCCUUAGACAUCAUCCAUGCUAAUGCUUCUGAUUCUGGAGAAUAUACAGUACGAGCUGUAAAUCAACUUGGAUCAGCUCAUACAUCUUCAUGCGUAAGAGUUAUCUCACGCUCAGAUAUCAUAACUGACACGCAACAUGAACAAUCUUUAGAACAAAUUCAACAUUUGGAAGAUUCUUCCCGCUAUCGUAAACAGAUUGCUGAGGAUGUAACUGUUCUACAAGCACCUCAAUUUACUAGAUCUCUACAUAAUAUCGAAACUGUAGAAGGAACCAACGUACACAUGGAAUGUCGUCUUCAACCUGUAGGCGAUCCCACAAUGAGAGUCGAAUGGUUUGUCAAUGGUGUUCCAGUUAAAACUGGACAUCGUUUCAGGCCAGCGUACGACUUUGAUUAUGUAGCUUUAGAUCUCUUGAGUGUUUAUCCGGUUGAUUCCGGAGUGUAUACUUGCCAAGCGAGAAAUCAGUUAGGUGAAGCUGUUACUUCAUGUUCUGUAAAGGUAAUUGCCAAAAAGGAUCUGUUAUUCGAAAGCCAACAUCCAGCUGGUCUUGAGAAGAUUCAAUAUUUGGAAGACUCUUCUAGAUAUAAGCGUACUGAAUUUGUUGACGAGCAAGUUACUGUUAAACCUCAAUUUGUAACAAAACCAAAGAGCUUAGAAAACAUGACAGAAGGAAAACAUGCUCACUUUGAAUGCAAAAUCGAACCAGUGACUGAUCCUAAUCUCAAAGUAGAAUGGUACAAGAAUGGGCGUCCUGUUACUAUUGGUCAUAGAUUUAGACCAAUCCACGAUUUUGGAUAUGUAGCACUUGACAUCGUAGACCUCAUUGCUGAAGAUUCUGGAAACUACACCUGUAAAGCUACUAAUUUAGUAGGCACUGAUGAAGUAAACUGUGUACUAAGAUGUAGACAAUCUGGACAAAUUAUAACUUCAACACAAAACGAAACAGGCUUACAACAAAUUCAACACUUAGAAGACCGUUCCAAAUAUCAAAGAAGAGAGGAAAUAGAAGAAACUACAAAACAGGCUCCUCUUUUUACCACGUCGUUAAAGAACGUUGACAUUAGAGAAGGACAAAGAGCACAUUUUGAAUGCAGAUUGAUUCCUGUGUCAGAUCCAACGAUGAAAGUUGAAUGGUUCCAUAAUGGCAGACCACUAAAAUCUGGCUCAAGAUUUACAGAAACCAAUAACUUUGGUUUCGUUGCUCUAGAUAUUCUUUACACAUAUCCAGAAGAUACUGGAACAUACACUUGCAGAGCAACUAAUGCAUUAGGCGAGGCAGUUACAUCUGCCGUUUGCAAUGUCCAAUCUAAAAAAUCUAUUUACCUUGAAUCUGUCCAUGAAGGUGCUAUGGAACGUAUAAGUGAACUUGAGGAUUCUUCCCGUUACCAACGAAAAACUGUACAAGAAGAAACAGUCAGUCAAGCUCCUUGCUUCACCAUGCCCAUUAAAGAUUUGAAAAUAGCGGAAAAUCAAGCAGGUCAUUUUGAAGCUAGACUUAUUCCUGUAGGAGAUCCCCGCUUGAAGGUCGAAUGGUUACGCAAUGGAGUACCAAUUCAAGCUUCAAAUCGUUUGACGACAAUGCAUGACUUUGGAUAUGUUGCUCUUAACAUGAAAUAUGUCAACCCAGAAGAUUCUGGAACAUAUACUUGUAGAGCAGUUAAUGACUUAGGAGAAGCGGUUACAUCUGCUACACUUUUCGUCCAGUCUAAAGCUUCAUUGCAAAUGGAAACUCAACAUGAAGGUGCUCUGCACAAACUACGACAACUGGAAGAUUCAAGUAAAUAUCAACGUCGAGAAGAGGAAGAAAUAACAAUUACGCAAGCGCCGAUAUUCACCACUAAACUUAAUGGUCCUGCGGAAAUCUUUGAAGGACAAAGUGCUCACUACGAGUGCCGUAUUGAACCAUAUUUGGACACCAACCUUAAAGUAGAAUGGUUGCAUAAUGGAAAACCAUUAACCACUGGACAUAGAUUCAGAACGGCGUAUGACUUUGGCUUUGCGAGCCUCGAUAUCUUAACUGCAUACGCAGAAGAUUCUGGAGAAUAUACCUGUAGAGCAACUAACCGAAUUGGACAAGCAACUUCAUCGGUAGUGACAAACGUAAAACCCAAAUCGUCCAUUAUAAGAGAUACUCAGCAUCAAGCAGCUCUUCAAAAGAUUCAACAUUUGGAAGAUGAUUCUAAAUACAAACGAGUAUCCCAUGAAGAUGCAGUGAUUUUAGAAAAACCACAAUUUGGAAGAGGACUUAAAACUAUUGAAAACUUGCCAGAAGGUCUAACUGCCCAUCUCGAGGCGACUUUGACACCAGUAAAUGACCCAACAAUGAGAGUUGAAUGGUUCUGUAAUGGCAGACCUAUACAAACAGGUCACAGAUUUAAAACUACUUAUGACUUUGGUUAUGUAGCAUUAGAUAUCUUAUACGCUUACGCCGAAGAUACUGGUACCUAUAUGUGCAGAGCUAGAAACGCAGUAGGUGAAGCAGUAACAACUGCUGGUGUAUCAGUAGUCGCUAAGUCGGGUCUUUAUCUGGAGACACUCGAUGAACAACGUCUUAACAAAAUUAAACAACUUGAAAGUUACGAAAGACCAAAGAAGGAAGAAAUAGAAACUGCGCCUCAGAAACCAGUUUUCCUUACACCCUUGGUAAGUCUGGAAAAUCUCAAGGAAAGUGAACAUGCUCACUUAGAGUGCAGAGUUGAACCAGUCAACGAUCCUAAUUUGAAGAUUGAAUGGUUCGUUAAUGGAGUUAAAUUACGUGCGGGUCACAGAUUUAGAACAACUCAUGACUUUGGAUAUGUAGCACUUGAUAUCCUUUAUGCAUACGCUGAAGAUAGCGGCACUUAUAUGUGCAAAGCCACCAAUUUGGUCGGUGAAGCAGUCAAUACUUGCAAUAUUAAAGUUGGUAGCAGAAAGAGCAUCUUACUUGAUACUCAUCAUCCAGAAGGUCUUGAAAAGAUUAGAGAACUUGAAGCUCAAGGCCAUCAUGCUCGACUUGAAAUCGAAGAACCUGUUCCAACUCCACCUAGGUUUGUUACUGAACUACGUGGCACUACAGAAAUCUAUGAAGGACAAACUGCUCACUUUGAAGCGCAGGUUCAACCCAUUCACGAUCCAAAUCUAAGAAUUGAAUUCUAUCAUAAUGGUAAACCUUUGCCAGCUUCAUCUAGAUUCCAUAUUACGUUCGAUUUUGGAUACAUAGCAUUAGAUAUUGGGCAUGCAGUACCAGAGGAUGCAGGAGAAUAUUCAGUAAAAGCUAUGAAUAAUCUUGGCCAAUGCGUAUCAUCUAUUAAUCUUAAGGUAAUCGCUAAGAGUAAUAUCAUCUUAGAAUCACAAAGACCUGAAGGAUUAGAUAAAAUAAGACAACUUGAAGAACAUCAACCGUACAAGAGACCCGAGGUAGAUGACGCCGUUACUAGGCAGCGGCCAGUAUUUACUCAACCUCUCCAAAAUAUUGACUUUAUUAAAGAAGGACAAACUGCUCAUUUUGAAUGUCGCUUAAUUCCUGUUGGAGAUCCAACACUUAAAGUGGAAUGGUUCAGAAACGAAAAGCCACUGGAAGAUAGUUCUCGUAUUACUAAAAUACAUGAUUUUGGUUUUGUUUCGCUAGAUAUAACUCAUAUUAGAGCUGAAGAUGAGGGGGUGUAUAUUUGUAGAGCGACCAAUCCGCUUGGAGAAGCUGUUACGACUGCGUCUAUGAAAAUUAGAACUGAGGCCAGUAUUCAGCUCGAGUCACAACAUCCAGAGGCUCAGAAACGAAUUGCACAACUUGAGCAACCACUGGCACCCAAACCAGAUGAACCAGACCAUGUAUUCGAGAAACCAAUUUUCACUCAAUUACUUACUGGUCCUACAGAACUUUGGGAAGGACAACAUGCUCACUUCGAAGCUAGAGUUGUACCAGUUGGUGAUCCUGAUUUAAGAUUCGAAUGGUACGUCAACGGCAUAGAACUGAAUCUUGGAUCUAGAUUCAAAGUUACACACGACUUCGGUUUUGUUACUUUGGAUAUUAUGUCUACUAUUAAGCAAGACUCCGGGGUAUACAUGUGUAAAGCUAUCAACAAGACUGGUGAAGCUGUCUCCUCGAUUUCUAUGAAGGUAAAAACAAAAUCUAGUAUUGUUGGAGAACCAUUACAACCCGAUGCAUGGCAAAAGAUCCAACUUAAGGAAGCUGAGAUGAACAGAGUUCCUGAAAUGUUUGUUGACACUACUCCUCAACAACCUCCUGUAUUUACGACACACUUAAAAAGUUAUGACAACCUUGUUGAAGGACAACAUGUUUACUUGGAAGCUCAAGUAGAACCAAGAGCUGAUCCAAACCUACGAAUUGAGUGGUUUAAAAACGGAAUUUCGUUAUCAACUGGUGCUAGACUGCGCAGUACAUUUGAUUUUGGUCUAGUAACACUCUCAAUUAAUGGCUUGAGAGAUGAUGACUCAGCUAUAUACACUUGUAAAGCAACAAAUAAAUUAGGAGAAGCAAUCUCCACUUGCACUCUCAAAAUUGCCGACCGCCAUUGGUUAUUGGGAGAUACCCUUCAUCCUGACGCUAUUCCAAAGCUUCAAGCCUUAGAACAACACGAAGAUGUUAAGAAAGAAGCUCCGGAACCAGUUUAUGAACUUCCUAUUUUCAUUACUCACCUCAAUAAUGUUGAAUGUAUGGAAGGUGAUAACGUACACUUUGAAUGCAACGUUGAACCAUCAAAAGAUCCCACUCUUACAAUCGAAUGGUUUGUCAAUGGAAAACCUUUACCUACCGGAGCAAAAUAUAAAUCCACCUACGACUUCGGUUAUGUAGCUUUGGAUAUAACUCAUUCCUAUGAAUCCGACUCUGGCAUUUACACCUGCAAAGCCACAAACACCAAAGGAUCAGCAACAACUUCUGGAUCAUUACGUUGCACUGCUAAACAAAGUAUUUACUUGGAUACUCAACAUCCACAGGGAAAAGCAGGUUUAGAAGCGGUUCAAGAUGUUGAACAGGCUGUCGCUGAUAAAUAUAAAAGACAACCAUUAGCUCCUGAAAAGGAAUAUGGUAAACCCGUCUGGAUAGUACCACUGAAUCCUGAAUUCCAUUUGACAGAAGGUCAACCUUUGCACUUAGAAGGUACUGUGGAACCAAAAGAAGAUCCGAAUAUGAAAAUUGAGUGGUUCUUUAAUGGAAAGUCUAUAGAACAUGGAAGUAGAUUUAAAUUUACACAGGAAUUCGGUUUUGUUACACUAGACGUAACUGAUGUUUAUGAACGUGACCAAGGUAUUUACACAUGCAAAGCAUCUAACAAAGCUGGUGAAGCUUUCACCUCCACAACAAUUCAUUGUACCAGUAAAUCAAAUCUUAUCGAACGUACACAACAUCCUAAAGGACAAGAAGGCCUGGAAAAAAUUCAAGACCUGGAAGACUCUCUUAACAGACCAGAUUUACCAAAGGCUGAGCUAGAGGAAGGACACGCACCAGUAUUUACAUCAGAAUUUGUUAACUUAACUAGCCUUACUGAAGGUGAAAUUGCUCACUUUGAAGCUGGUUUAACUCCAGUUGGUGAUCAAACAAUGACUGUGGAAUGGUUUUACAAUGGUAAAACAAUCGAAGCUUCUCACAGAUUUAGAACAGUACACGCCUUUGGUAUGGUAGUAUUAGAAAUAUUGGGAGCCAAGAUCGAAGACUCUGGUACUUACACCUGCAAAGCGACCAACAAAUGGGGAGUAGCUGAACAAAGCGUACAAUUAGUAUGCAGUGAAAGAAUUGCUGGUCAAAAACCGAAAUUCACGACUCACAUUAAAGAUAUUGUUGGUCUUAAAGAUGGAGAAUCUGCUCACUUUGAAUGUACUUUAAUACCAGUAAAUGAUCCUGAUCUUAAAGUCGAAUGGUACCACAACGGUCAACCCAUUCUAGAGAAAAAUAGAAUUAAAGCCGUGUCCGACUUUGGUUUUGUUGUUAUGGAUAUAUCAUACAUCCAAAAUCACGAUUCAGGCGAAUAUGUUUGCAGAGCCCAUAAUAAAUACGGUGAAGAUUUCACUAAAGCUACAAUUUCAGCUCAUGGAAGAAGUGGAGUAUUUAGUGACAGCUUACAACCUGAAUCGCUUGCUAAGAUAAGAGAGUUAGAAAGUAUGCAAGGUCAACAUGCUCAGGCACCAUCAAUUCCAGUUACUGAACCACCUAAAUUCAUUACCCACAUUCAAGAUGUUACCAAAUUAGUUGAGGGACAAAGUGCUCACUUUGAAGCUCGUCUUACUCCAGUAACUGAUCCAGACCUCGUCGUAGAGUGGUACUACAAUGGUAAAAAGUUACCCCAUGGUCAUAGGUACCGCACUUUCCAUGAUUUUGGAAUUGUUAUUCUUGAUAUUCUGUAUUGUUACGAAGAGAACUCUGGCGAAUACGAAUGCAGAGCUCAUAAUAAAUUUGGACAAGACGCAACUAAAGCCAAUUUGAAAUGCGUAUCGAAAACGAACUUAAUCUUGGACUCGCAACUGCCGCGGGGCAUGGAAGGUGGAUUAGAAAAAAUACAGAAUCUGGAAGACGCAAUGAUUCGUACUAAAGAUGAAAAAGAAGAAACGAAGAUAGGCAAAGCACCUGUUUUCACAGUACCUUUGUCAAACAUUGACAACCUUCGUGAAGGAGAGAACUCCCACUUUGAAGCUAGACUUAUUCCAACUGAUGAUCCUAAACUUAAAGUCGAAUGGUUCUGGAACGGAAAACCGCUUAGAACUGGUUCAAGAUUCCGCACAUUUUGUGAUUUCGGUUUUGUUAUUUUGGAAAUUUCACCUGUCUAUCCAGAAGAUUCUGGAGAAUACUCAUGCAGAGCGUUUAACGAUUACGGUGAAGCAGUAACUACUGCAUCAAUGAAAGUAUCUGGAAAGAGAAGCAUCAUUUUAGAAUCUCAAUUACCUAAAGGAAUGGAAGGAACCAUUGAUAGAAUCGCAGAACUUGAAGGUCUUGGUGUUGCACCAUCUCAACAAACAACCGAUGAUGAUACCGGCAGACCACCAGAAUUCAUAACUUCUCCUACCGACUUAGUAUUAAAUGAGAAUGGUCUCGCGCAUUUCGAAUGUAGGCUAAUACCAGUUAAUGACCAAAGUAUGAGAGUAGAAUGGUUCCACAAUGGUAAACCAUUAUGGUCAGGAUCUAGAAUAAAGACAAUAAAUGACUUUGGCUUUGUAAUUUUGGAAGUAUCUGGAGUUUACCAAAGAGAUUCCGGUUUGUACACGUGUAAAGCUACCAACAGUCACGGAGAAGCAAGUGUCUCUUGUCAGCUACAGGUUAAAGGUAGACAGGGUAUUAUAAUGGAACCACAGCUACCUUCCAACUUCCGCUCUGGUACGGAGAGCAUUCAAAAACUUGAAGAACUACUUCAUAAGAAAGAUGAAAUUUUAUCCGAAGAAGAAAAACCAAAUCCUCCAAGGUUUAUUGUUGAAGUUAAAGAUAAUGUUGAUGUACCUGAAGGUGGACCAAUUCAUUUUGACUGUAGAGUUGAACCAACUAAUGAUUCUACAAUGAGGAUCGAUUGGUUCCAUAAUGGAAGACCCUUUGCCACUGGUUCUAGAGUACACCAAAUCAAUGAUUUUGGUUUCAUUUCUCUUGAUAUUGAUUAUUCUUAUACCAGAGAUUCAGGUGAAUACAUCUGUCGUGCUACCAACAAAUGGGGAACUGCAACAACCAAAGCUACGGUAACCACAACGACAAAGAAGAACAUUGAUACAGAUAGUCAACUUCCAUCUGGAAUGAGUGCAGAAAAACUUAAGGAGCUCGAAAAGGGACCAGUAUCUCAAGCUCCAGAUGUUGAAAAGACCUACUCACCCCCUAAAUUUAUUACCCAAAUCGAAUCAUCAACUGUUGAAGAAUCUGAAGCAGUUCAUUUCGAAUGUCGCGUUGAACCUAAAGACGAUCCAAAACUUCGCGUAGAAUGGUACAGAAAUGGAAAACUUUUACCUUCUGGCCAUCGGUACAGAAGUGUAUUCGAUUUGGGUUUUGUUUCUCUUGAUAUUCUGUAUGUUUAUGCAGAAGAUUCAGGAGAAUACGUAUGCAGAGCAGUUAACGAGUAUGGAGAGGACUUUACGAAAGCAAGUGUCUCAUGUAAAAAGCUUCCUAAUAUUAUUUUGCAAAAUCAAGUUCCUAAGGGAAUGAAGAAAUCUGAAACUCUAAUGCAAAUGGAAGCAGCUAUUAAGAAAUACACCUCAGAAAUUUAUCUAACAGAAGAUGAUUUAUAUGAUAUUGAAAAGAAACAACCUCCUCGAUUUGUUACACAAAUUAAAGAUCAAACUGACCUGGUUGAGAUGCAGAAUACCAAAUUCGAGUGUCAACUGGCUCCUGUUGGAGAUCCAAACAUGAAAGUAGAAUGGUUCCUUAACGGAAAACCUCUUCCACAUAAAAAUAGAUUUACACCUAUCUACGAUUUCGGUUAUGUUGCUAUGAACUUCGGUUGGGUAUAUCCAGAAGACAGUGGUGAAUAUUUGUGUAGAGCAACAAAUCUUUACGGUAUGGAUGAAACACGUGCAGUUAUAAAAACAGCUGGCAAACCUGGUAUUAUUUACGAUUCUCAACUUCCAAAAGGUAUGAAGAGUAUCGAAAAGAUUAGAGAAUUGGAAGCCGCUUGGCAAAUUGUUCCUGAAGAAGCAGUCGAAGAAAGUAAACCAAGGCAAGCUCCGACCUUCGUCAGCAAACCCGAACCGGUUACCGUCGAAGAAGGAGAAUGGGCAAGAUUCUGUUGCCGGGUAACUGGUCAUCCACGUCCACGCGUUAUGUGGCUUAUUAACGGACAUACUGUUGUCAGUGGAUCAAGAUACAAACUUACUUACGAUGGAAUGUACCAUCUUGAUAUUCCAAAAACUCGCCAAUACGAUACCGGUAAAGUUGAAGUAAUCGCACGCAGCUCCGUUGGAGAAGCGAUUGCUGAAACUGAACUUAAAAUUAUACCCAGACACGAUGAUUACAGAGGAGUUCUUAAGAAUUCGCCAAGACCAUGGUAUGAUCUAGAACUAGCCGAAUACCAAAAAGAACGCAGUGAAACCGAACUCGAACGUAUAUUUGACGAGCGCAAUACUGCUUUGAGAGAAAGUGGUGUUAAUGUCACUGGUAUCCAUGUUCAAUCUAAAGAAUUCAAAGAGCCCGAAACGGAAUGGCAAAAGACCAUAAAGACCAAGAAAGGUGACGAUUACUAUAGUAAAUUGCAAGAACUCGAAAAUGAACAAGUUAUUAAAGAAAUUCGACUUCGUGAACAAUCUCAUCAAUACGCAAUACCUGGAGAAAAGGUUGUAAGCAGUUCCACUUCGAAGGGAAUGGCUCAGCAAUACGAACAAAACUUGGAAGAAAAGCCAAACUAUGAUAUAAACUUGACCCCAGUUCCGCGUCUACCCAAAGCAGAACAACCAAAGCCGGUUCCCCACAAAGAGCAAGUGAGGUUAAGAAAAACCGACAAAGCUCAGGAGUUUGUACAAAACGAGGUAGAAGAAGAAAUAAGACAACAAGGACCACCGUAUCAACCUCAACCAACUGAAUCUGGCGUCCACGGUAGGGAGAUCUAUGUAACCAAGCAAAAACAAACUCAAAAAGAACAAAAAGGCGAUCUUGAAAUUACGAGAAAUAUUACUGCCACAGAAACAACUGACGUUGAGCACAAAGCCAAAACAUCUGAACGGCUUGUUCAAGGUCAAGUGAAACCGUCUAAUCCACCAAUCUUCACCAAGAAGAUUCAACCAGUAAGAGCGUUUGAAAAUGAUUCAGCCAAAUUCGAAGUUGAAUUUGAUGGAGAUCCGCUUCCCAAAAUCACCUGGUACAGAGAGGACUUCCCAAUAACCAGCUCACCAGAUCUGAAAGUCUAUACAUUUAGUACAAAGUCUAUCCUCCAACUCAGACAAGUAUUUAUGGAAGAUUCUGGUGUAUUCAGUGUAGUAGCAGAAAACCGAGGAGGUACAGCUAAAUGUAGUGCUAAUUUGGUAGUACAAGAAAGGAGAAGGCACGGUAGGUCCGGUGCCAUUCCUCCCAGUUUUACAACAACGAUUCAGAGUACCAAAGCUAAUGUUGGUCAGUUAGUUAGAUUUGACGCUAAAAUCGAAGGAACUAAACCAAUUGAUGUGUACUGGUUGAAAAACGGUAAGAAAAUUGUUUCUGACAUAAGAUACAAGACGUUAGAGGAAGAUGAAAUUUACACUCUCCUCAUAAUCGAAGUUGUUCCUGAAGAUACUGGUAAAUACGAAUGUGUCGCCAUAAACAGCUCUGGUGAAUGUAGAUGUGAAGCUGAAUGUUCAGUUACAGCGCCAUCAACUCCACAAAAAGCAGCAAAACCAACUACUCCUGGCACAGAGAAAGCACCUACCAUUGUCGAACCUCUGAAAGAUCAAACAAUAAAAGAAGGACAGGGGGUAGUAUUUAGAUGCAAGAUCUCUGCUAAACCUGCACCGAUUAUAAAGUGGCAGAAAGCAGAUAAAGUCAUCAAACCUUCCAAGUACUUCCAAAUGACCAAAGAAGGGGAUUAUUGCACGCUUAAAAUAUCCGAAGCUUUCCCUGAAGAUGAAGGCGUAUACAAAUGUAUUGCUGAGAACCCAGCUGGAACUGUAGGAACACAAGCCAAGUUGAGAGUAUUGGCACCCGAAGUUCAAGAAGUCGCACCAUCGCUGACUCCAAUGAGAGAUGUAACUGUACCUGAAGGCAGUCCAGCUCAAUUUAAGUCUACCAUUUCUGGAAAACCUAAGCCCACUAUUCAAUGGUUGAGGGAAGGAUUCCUUAUUCCAGAAUCUCCAGAUUUUCAGAUGAUCCAAGAAGGAAACAACGCAAUCUUGAUGAUUUCCUCAACGUACGAAGAAGACAGUGGAGUGUUCACUUGCAGAGCAACAUCCUCAGCCGGUCAGGUCGAACAAUCUGCCAAACUUAUAGUAAAAAGUAAGAAAUGAUUACCUUAAGUACUAUUUUGUGUAAAAUUUUGUAAAAAGUACAAACAAUUUUGUCUUUGUCCAAUUCUAUCCAUCUAGUUAUUGUUAGUUGUUAUUAAAUACGGCUGAAAGCUGUUACAGUUAAAUAUUUUAACAAUGAAUCACUGGAUCAAAAAUUUUAUUGAUUCUGACGUAGGUUAGUGAUGGUGAAUUCCAAUGAUAAUUUGUUCAACUUCCAAGUGAUAAAUAUGGAGUGAAUUCAGCUUUGGCUCUAAUACGCUAAAUGCUGGCUUUUAUUUAUAAAAAUUUAUGUUUAUGAAUCUGUAUAAAUGCAAUAAUUUAUUUAAUAAAAUGCUAUUGUU